Molecule: messenger RNA, 1140 nt
Organism: Beta vulgaris subsp. vulgaris (sugar beet)
Lineage: Eukaryota; Viridiplantae; Streptophyta; Magnoliopsida; Caryophyllales; Amaranthaceae
Exons: 4
Coding region: 1-1140 (379 amino acids)
Source: RefSeq, a predicted model, not a curated record
AUGGAAUCAAAUCCGUAUGCAAAGUUUUUCCGGUCAUUAAAAGACCAGUAUAUUAAUGACACCAGUCGGAUAGUGAUUCGUUCAGACCCCAACCACGAUCAGCGUACUCAUACCGCCCCAGUUGCAUCUCAAGUAGCCGCUAUAUGGGUUGAAGAUGGUGGUUCGUCACAACCACCGACUCAUGAUAUUAUCGUACGACCACAUUCAGGUUCAAGUCAACGUAGAUGUUCAACAUUUCCUAUCAAUGAAGUCUUAGUCCAAACUAUUGAUGAUUUAGUUGAAGCUGAAGAACAAGAAAUUAAAAGAGAAUUGCUCCCCCAUGAAGAAGUACAAAAUAGACCAGAUCUUAUAUCCCGAGUCUUCAGAGCGAAAUUGACGAAGUUGAAAAAAGAUAUUGUUGAGGGAAAAUUGUUUGGUAACGUUGCGGCAUUCGUAUAUGUAGUUGAAUUUCAAAAACGAGGAUUACCACAUGCUCAUUUUCUUAUCAUAUUGGAUUCGAAAAGUAAAAUUCGAAGUCCGGAUCAAUAUGAUGCUUAUGUAUGCGCUGAAAUUCCUGAUAGAUCAUUGAAUCCUCAUAUUUAUGAAGCUGUUUUGAAACAUAUGAUGCAUGGUCCUUAUGGAAGAGAUAAUCAGGAAAAUGUUUGUAUGAGAGAUGAUAAUUGCAAGAAUAAGUAUCCUCGUUACUUUGCGGAGAUGAAACCUAAUGGUCGCAAUUCCUUUCCCAUUUAUCGGCGUCGUGAUGAUGACAGACAAGCUCGGAUACGUGGAGUACUAUUGGAUAAUCGAUGGGCUGACAAGUAUUUAUAUAAAUAUAUUUAUAAAGGACAUGAUCGUGUAUUGUUUGCUGUUACCAACGCAACAAUUACAAAUCGUGCUGAUGAGAUUAGUGCAUAUCAAUCUGCAAGAUGGAUAUCACCUCCGGAAGCUGCUUGGCGGAUUUUCAGAUUUCUUCUUAAUGAUAUAUAUCCAAACAUCGUUGCACUACAAGUACAUCUUCCAAAUAUGCAAAUCGUGACAUACAGAUCAGAAGAACGUCUGGAAGAUAUAGCUGAGAAUAACAGUAGAAGACGAACCAUGUUGACUGCUUUCUUUGAAAGAAAUCGAACGGAUCGAAAUUCUCGACUUCUACUCUAUGAAUAA